UUGUUAUUUGUGGCUUUAGAAGAUAUUUUUUUACAAUGGAAAUGAGGUCAAAAUGGCACUAGGUCCUAAUUCCAUCUUAUGAUUUUUUUUACUUCAAAUCAAUGGCACAUGAGUUGUCAUAGUAAAAUCCCUCCCCCCCCAAACAUCCAGGUUCAAAUUAUUCUCAGUCUGACAUUGAUUUUUCCCCUGAACUCAUUUUCAGUGACUGACUUCUGCUGGAAAUGGAGACGCGGCAUUUAUGCAACAUCUUUUGAGGAGAUGGUUUACAUGUACUUUCCUUGUAGGACAAUGGAAGAUGAGACAAGUAAUCUUUCAACUUUUGACAUCUAUAGUGACCUACUUCUUGAACAACAGGAAACUGGUAGCGUCCAAGCAUCUGUUGAACAGUUGGAGAAAAACAAUGCUGAAAAUGAAGCCAAGGUGAAGGAGCUCAUGCACCAGCUGCAGUGUCUGCAAACACAGAAUGCAGCCAUAGUCCAGGAGAACAAGAUUCUGAAGACAAACAUCUCUGAGUUAUUUAAGACAGCAAAAGCAGAGCUUAGAAGAAAAGACAGGCAGCUGGAAGAACUGGCAAACAGCGGUAGGCCCAGACAUUGGCAGCAGAGAGAUUACAAAGUUUCCAUAAACGACAGGCUGCGUGACCUCAGGAAAAACACCGAAACCUAUCGUAGACACGCCAGUGGUGUUGAGCAGAAAGCCAGCAGGGAGGAGUCCCCACACAGGCAAGAUGGACCUUCAGGUAAGAGCGGUGGCACAAGGAAGCCUUCUGAUCCAGAAAAAGAAGAAGGAAUUACUACCUCCAGCAGGGGAAAGAGAUAUGAUCUGCCAAGAAAUGAAACAACCACAACCGGAGAUUCCAAAGAGAAUAUUUGCAGGAAGAUGAAAGACAAUUAUGAAAACUGCCAUGAAGAACAGCUUGCUGUGCAGAAGGACCUUGCCAAAGACAGUGAUAAGUUUAGCACAAACUCAGAUAGUAAAAGCAAAGACAAUGGGAUGUGUAGUAAAUAUAACAGUAGCAUGUAUUCAGAGAUAGUCCUAAACAGGCAGUCUUUAAGUAACUACAGAAUACCUAAGAUACCAAGUACAUCUAGUAGUCACGACCAUCCUGGGUUGAGUAUAGAAGAAAGUGAAAAUGGUACAUCUUCAGAACUAGAAGGUACUCUCCGUAGAAAUACCCAUUCAAAAAGGUCAAAUGAUAGAUCAAGUCCUUCAAAAUAUGCCAGCAAUAGAGAGAGGGUUCAUCGUAAGUCCAGUCAUAGCUCAAAGCAUGAGCCAUUAAGCGAACACUCAAGAGCAAAAGCUAUAUCUUCUCGAUGUAGCAGGAGAAAAAGAAGGCAUAGUUCAGAGGGACAAGACUCUAGUCAUCUGGAUUCUGGCCAUCAAUACCAGUCUUGUGAUAAAGCACCUCAGAAGAAACACAAAGCAGAAUCAACAGUAGAAUCCAAUGAUAAACAUUACAGAAAGUGCUCUGAUAGGCGAAGAUUGCAAAUACACGACAUUGGUGCCAGCCCUGAUAAGAAGGCGUCAACAGGAGAGAGUAAGAAGAAGAGACACAGGUCAAAGACUUCCAGUCAUCAGAAAAGUGAGACAGCAAGUGUGGAAGACAAGAGGGAUUGCACACGCAAGAGACACCAGUCAGAUCGUAAAAACAAGUCACUGAAACGAGCCAAAGAAACGUUGUAUCGAAUACACAGUACUCCAAAGAAACACAACCAAAAUCAGACAGAUGAUACCAGGAAGCACAAGGACAGGAAACGACACAGCUCCAGUAAACACAAGAGCAAAAGAGUGGCUGGUAGUAGGGAUAAUUGCUCCAAACAUACAAGUAGCAAAAAAGAACAGGAAGAGUUAGAAGAAGGAGAGGUGCUUGAGAGUGAUAUUGAGGAUGAAAGUGGAUUGAAACAAGGCUUUACAAGUGAAAAGAGACAUGAAGUUUGCACUUUAUUCCCACCCACAGAUUUGAAGUUGUCAAGCACUGCACAAAUUAAUGUGAGUAAGAAGCCCUGUGAGACGGAUCUUCCUGAGAACAUUGAAAGCUCAAUGCCAACAGUACCAGACAUUGACUGGAAAAGCAAAAGUAAGAAAAAGUUGAUGACUGGAUCAGAUAAAAAUGCAAGUCACUGUGCUAUCAUCCCCGGAGAUGGAGGAAAGCAAGCUGAUGUUCUGAAUUAUAACAAGUUUGGAGAAAUACCUGAGAAUCAAGACAACGCAAGUUUACUUGUGCAGGGAUCACAGGCAAUCUUGAAAGAUGCUAAUACUUCCAAUAAAAGUCCAGUCAAGGUUGAGGGAUUGUCAUCCUUGAGACAGCCAGACCCUGAAAGUUGUGGCUACUCCUCUGAACAUGAAACUGUUUUGAUCUGUGCACCAGCAAGCCAAGAUGAUAGAGAAUCAGUUGCUGACUCUGAAUCAACAUCAACCUCAUCUGUAUCUUUCUCGGCCACCAUUUCCCUUAGUGCCAGUUGUCAAGAUAAGAACCUUCAGCGUUGUCAUAAGGAAGAGAGUAGUAAACUAAGACUUGAAUUAGAACAAACUGUCACCUCGGAGGAUGAUUUGGCAGUCCAGACUAGUGAUAAUUUGAUUAUAGAUUUCUCUGACAGUCAGUUGCAGGAACAUGCUGGAGAUGAAAAAUUGGAACCAAGCCAGUCAGACUCCACUGUUUGUGAUGCAAUUGUGCAAGCUGAAUCAAGUUCAAAGUUUCGAGAUUCUUCAACAGGGAAAGCAUUAGGUGGUUGUUUAAAGUCAGCACUGUCUAAAACAGCAAACACUAGUGAUAGUUUUUCUGAAAGAAUACUAGAAGUUUUUGGAAGCAAUAGUUUUCUUGAAAGUGAUGAUGUAGAAAGCAGUAGGGAAGGACAGACUUCAUUCCAAAUCACAGAAGGUUUAAUGCCGCGUUCUUUUCAAGGGUGUUUUGUUGGUGAUUUGCAGCAAUCUUUGGAUGCAAUGGAAAAUGAAAGCAACCAAGGCACAUUCUCUAAGACUGUUCCGAAUGCUUUGGGUAGGCAUAGCAUCUUGCUAACAGACAGCAAUGAGAGGAUAAAUUUUAAUUCUCAACCUAGUUCUGGACUUGGUUCAGAGCAGAACAUUCUUCAUCAGAGGGACUUGGCUGAAGUACAUAUAGAUGUAUCUCCAAACCAUGUGAAUGAUGAACAAGUGACAUGCAAGCAACUAAUGAAAGCAGGCAACUCAUCGGAUUCUGGUUCCCCAAAGCGGGGUUCUACAUGUAGUAGCUAUGUUGAAAAUAACAGCCAAGAUGCUGGUCCCUCCGUUCCUGCUAGUGCUCAGUUAAACAUUCAGUUUGGAGUCCUACCAAGUUCAAGUCCCAGUAGCUGUGCUCAGUGUGAAACUGAAAUGGUUGUGCAAUCUCAUGAUACAGAGGAAGUGCCAACAGAUUUGGUGGGUAGUUGCAAUAUCCUUCAGGGGAAACAAAUAAGGAAAGAAUUACCACCCACAGAUGAUGGCAAUAAAGUACCCACAAGGGUAUCUCAAUCCAAAGAUGAUUUAGGUUUUGAAAUGGAUGUUGGUGAUCAGGAAACGGAAUGCAGUCGACUAUCUGCUGAUGCAUCUUCAACUGCAUCCAAUGAAAGACUCACCGAACGUGUUUCUUUUCACUCUUCAGUUAUUGAGCCAAAACUUCCAGAUCCCAACAUUAGUAAGGAACCUCUAAGUUCUGAUGUAACCCCAAAGCGUUCAACUAAAUGCUCUCCAAGUCAGCAUUGUCUUCCUGAAUCAGACAGUGUGGCUGAGAUAUCCAUUAAUCUACCCAACUUUGAUGCUCUAAGUUGCAGUGCCUCCCCUGCUCAUGAUAGUCUGUUGGGAGAUUCAGGGAGCAGUUGCUAUAGCAACCUGGAUGAUGAGGAUAACUGUGAUGAAAAUGCUGAUACUCAAAGAGACUCGGAGGAGAGUGGUCAGGAUUACCAAAGUGACCAGGAUACUUGCAGUGAAACAGCUUAUAAAGACAGACAUGAAGCACCGUCAGAAUUACCAAGCUUAUCAGAUGGGGAAAUAAUCAGCAAUUCUGAUUCUGAAGAAGCUGUUCAGUUAAAAGCAUCAACAUGGAAAUCUGACUGUAAGGACAGGCAGUCAAAACCAGCAAGACCCAGAUCAUCAAGAAAUAAAUCUCAAUCUAAAGAGAGGAAAAGACACAGAUCCAGAGAAAAGCAGCCAUCAAGUCACAAAGACAGGCAUUCCUCAACCAAACACAGCAGAGACAGGCAUGGAGAAGAUCAUGAUAGAGCAGAGUUCUUCAAGAAGAAGAUGAGGAUCUUGGAAGACAGACUAAGAGCUCAAGAUGAACGAAAACAUUCAAGUUAUGCUGGAAGUAAGACCAGGAGGGAUACCUGUAGGUCACAUGAUUCACAUUCAGUGAAAAGGAACAGAUUGGAGCCAAAAGAGAAAAGGCGCUGUGACAAGAAGGUACAGAGUACAGUGCACAAAGCAAAAUGUGCUCUGGUCACCGAUAAGAGGCUCAGAGAAAGUAGACUUGUUGAGAGGGAUGAAAGAUCUAGCAUUAGACACAGCAGUAAAACACACAAUGGUAGCAGGUAUGACACUGAUCAACAUGAAAGAAGUGCAAGGAAGUCUGAAAGAGAAAAGGUGUCAGUGAAAGAAAACCACAGAGACAAAAGGAGAAAAGAUCAUAAGAGAUAAGAUCUCAGUCAUUUUAUUAAUUGAAAUUUAUUUAUUGAAUUGGUGACACUUGAUGCUGAAAUAGAAUGUGUAACAAGUUGACACAAUUAACAUUCAACCCUAAUUAAUAAGAAGUCUGUGGGACUUUGCAGAUUACCGUAAAAUAACAGGAAUCAUGUAUUAUAAGGAAUGAAGACUAAAGCAUCGCAACCUAAAACUCCUUGAUAUUAGAAAAUGUAGUAAUGGUGUUCUAAUUAACGAGGUUCGACUGCAAUUAAAUUUUCUUUGUUGACAAAAUUUGACAUCUUAAUUAUAACACGAUUACAUAUGUGUAGAGCUUAUAGUGAAACAGUGUUUCUGGUCAUUAAUACUGUCAGUCAUUUAUUUUUCCUUUUCCAAUCUGUGGUUGAUGGUUAAUUUGUAGGUUUUUGGUCAAUUUGUAAAGAGCAAUCGAGAUUGUACACAAGUUUUGCCACCGGGAGGUUGCCAGUUUUGCUGGGCAUAAAAUUGAAUAACACAAAGCCUGAAAAAUUCAAUGUCAUGAAUGUCAUGGCAUGUCCCAAAACUAAUUGCUUCUUCCUCUAUCUCAGUUUUAACAUGUAUAGUAUUCUCCAUAGUGGUUGCUUGGAAAUUGAGCAAAAAGUACGGAGUCCAGUGAAGUGACCUCUCUGAAAUUUAUAUCUGUAACCAGGCAAAAAAGCCUUUAUGAUCAGUUUUUCUGAUGUAUUUGUGCACCAAAUUCACAAUUUUAAACAUUGUUUUGGUUGUUUGUGAUCCAUCUUUACAUCUAUUUUGUUUGGGACCCCUACCGACGCUCUUUAUGUUGUUUAUGCAAAAUUUCAAAUGAUCCAACAAGUUGAUCAAUGAAGAGUCUCGGGCACACAGUCAUGUUGAUCGGAGGUCCAAAUGCAGUUUUAGUCUACAUGUAAGUUAUUGAGCAAAAUUUAACUUCUUUGGGAUAGUGGUACAAUUUUCAAAGUUAUUAACAAUUUUUCUGUCAGAAAUGACCCCCAUACAUGAAUGAGACAAUGAAACUUGGUAUAUAAAAGCAUUUUCUGAAAGCUUUGAUGUUGAGGAAAAUAAAGAAUGUGUUUCAUGUUGAAAAACAAGUGAUUUUCAUGAUCAUGUCCGAAGGCAAGGCGGCAAAACUAUGAACUCAGUCCACGCGAUAGAGUACAUACAUGUAUUUGAUGAUUUGUUUUCACUCUAAACAGUAACAACUUCCAGAUGCAGAGUCUUCUCAUGUAUUACUGUGCAUUGAAAGUGAAAAAUAACCUUGUGAAAUGCCAGCAAUUUAAAUAUUUUUGUGAAAACAGUGUGAUGACCAUUUUGAGUGUCGACAACCAAAUUGACUGUUGUGUAUGGCAUACCUUCUAUUAAUUUUGUAUGCCUCCAAAGAAAAAAAAUAGCUGUUAUGCCCGUCAAAAAUCUGGGUCCUGUGUUUCGUAUUUUAUAAGCCUACAUUGAGACAGCUUUCCCUUUAGCCAAAUCGUAAGCAUGUUGCUGUAAAUGAUAUCGAUCUGUGCUUGUCAAGAUUGUAUCCCAAAGUUCAGGUUACGGGCACUAUGCUGAAAUGCUGUUAUCAAAUACAAAUAUGUGGGGUCUACUGUUGAAUAAUGCCUACAAGCUGCUUUGUUGCUUUGUCAUUAUGUGUCAGUGUCUUACAAUAUUGACCUCUUCAGUAACCAGAGUGGGGAAAACACCUUUAAGUGGUUCUUUGAGAUUAAAAUUUAGGGAAAUUAUUUUAAAAAUUAUUUUCCUUAACUUGCAUUUCAUGAAUGCUUGCUUGUCAGAAAAUUUGAAAUACUGAAUAUUAUGGAGUGAAUUUUUUUUAAAAUUGAAUAUUGAUCUCCACAUGCAUUGAAAGCUUGUGUGGAAACAAUUGGCUCAGGCAUGUCAGGGUAGAUUUUCUUUGAAAUCUAUGUUAUGACCAGGAAACCUGAAUUUUACUUCUGCAAUGGUUGAUAAAGGCACCAUUUUUGUACACUUUACCAGAAGCUUUUUAUCAGAAACUCAUCAGCUGUGCAUCGUCCAUAAAAAAGAUACUUCAAUCACAAUUGCCUGUCUUUUCAUAGAUACAUGUUUGGAUGUCAUUGUUUUUGUUAUUACUUUUGAACCUGGCUGUGUGUGUAUAAUUUGCAUGGAUUUGUACUGUGUACAUACUCUGGUACGUGUACAUGUGUAGUGUUUGUUUUUCAUAUUUGAAACAAUUAAGGCAAGUUUACAGUUAUGAACUGCUCAUGUGUACAUGUACGUGUAUAUUACGGUACAUUCCAUAUAUUGUAUUCAAUCUCCCACGUUUUACUAAGGAGUGUUUUUAUAAAGUGAUAUCUUUGCUUAUUGUGUGGAUUACUAGAGUCAAAUAGGUUUUGAAUGCAUUUUUCUCUCUAUGAGUCAUGUGAAUUCCACCUUUGUGGAUAUUCAUUUUACCCACCAUCAGUAUUAGGGUAGCCUUUUACACUACUUAUCGACAGCAGAGAAAAAAUGCCAUUGGGGAGAGCAGCUCCUGGUUCAUGGAUUAACAGAACACCAAGCAAAAGUUCUUUUACUGAUGUACAACUGUUUUUGUUAUUGCUCCUUUUUCGUUUUUGUUUUUUGGUUGUUUUUGUUUUUUUGCUUGACAAACAAAAGUCACAAUUUCCUUUUUAUAAUUUUCUGCUUCGGUGUACCCUGGAGUUUACAUGUAAAAAGCAUAGACGCUAAAGGAAAUCAAAUUUCCAUUUAUUGUCUUUAUCCAUGUAAUGUUUGAGAGUGAUACCAACAUAACUUAAAGAAAUAAAGUGUUUAAAUGGUGAGAAUGUCAA
This is a messenger RNA of Acanthaster planci (crown-of-thorns starfish), 7430 nucleotides long. RefSeq lists its product as uncharacterized. Gene Ontology annotation, cellular component: PML body; mitochondrion. NCBI's taxonomy places the organism in Eukaryota, Metazoa, Echinodermata, Asteroidea, Valvatida, Acanthasteridae. Gene Ontology annotation, molecular function: transcription corepressor activity. Gene Ontology annotation, biological process: Fas signaling pathway; extrinsic apoptotic signaling pathway via death domain receptors. The record is from RefSeq and is a predicted model, not a curated record.